Phyllopteryx taeniolatus (common seadragon) is the source of this 2318-nucleotide messenger RNA. Its product is annotated as myeloid-associated differentiation marker-like protein 2. Bases 1410 to 2306 code for a protein of 298 amino acids. The transcript has a single exon. Gene Ontology annotation, cellular component: membrane. The record is from RefSeq and is a predicted model, not a curated record. Lineage: Eukaryota; Metazoa; Chordata; Actinopteri; Syngnathiformes; Syngnathidae.
GAGAUUUUAUUUGCCUGUCCGCCAUGUUGGCAGUUGAGAUCGGUAUUCCUUAAAGCAGCCCUUUCAAAAAUUACAUGUUGAAACAUAGUCCAUCCAUCUAUUUUUAAUACGGUUUGUGCUUAUUAGGGUCAGCUUAAUCUGGGCGAGAGGCAAGGGGCACCCUGGACUGCUUGCCAGCCAAUCACAGUUAAGAUCAUAAAGAAAAGAUCAAUAUAGUGUGUGGUUGAAAUAAUUUUCUUUCCCAAAGUGUGCUUUGUGUCGUUUUUUAAGUUUCCUUAAACUUUAACUGCUGUCUGAAUAUGGAAAUUGUAGUCAAUUAUCAAUAAUUAUAAAAUAUUGAAUUGAAUUUGUGUUGUUAACCGAACUACCCACAUUCCAUUCCUUCAUAAAUAUGCAGCCCUUGGCGAGGUCCACCACUCGCUGCUACAAUAAAACAUGUACUACAUACAAUUACCACAGCGGGGCACUAGUGUAGUGAAAAAAACUUUUUCCCCAGGAUUUUUUAAUUGUUUUUAUUUUUACAAUUCUUUAGACGACUGACGUGAUUAAAAAAGAUUCAUAUUCAGGCAUAGACAUUUCAUAGGAUCGCAUUAUUUUUUUACACUAUCCAGUAUAUUCUCAGAGCCUAUGAAUCCUGUACCUUAAAAACUGGAAAGUUAUAAUUGUUUACUUGCCUCAUCUUGCAUGUAUUCUUUGCAGUAUGCUAUACAAAAUCCCGACUUCCUCCAGUUAGAGUGAAAAUACUUUUUGAUGUACAGGUUUGGCAUGUAAUGUUAAAUGGAUGGACUGUUCUAGUGACAUAGAAUAAUCUCAUAGUAUCCAGCAGAUUUGCAGCACUCUUCACAGUGAAACUCAAUAUGUAAAGAACAUUUUAGUGUCUAAAACUGUACCGUAUUUUAUGGCGUAUUAGAUUCAUACUAGUGAUGACAACAUGCUCUUUAUUGCAGUCAUAAAGACGCUGCGGUCACAAUGGUUUAUUAUUUCUAUCAGUAAAAACAACAGCAUUUUGUGAGAAGCAAGAUAGCUUUGUUUGCAUUUACCCUUUAUUGUGGCCAUAUGCACCUUCUUUCCGUGAGACCUAGUGCGCACUGCUGAAACCGCAAAAAGGAAGUAGGCGAGGCUUCAUUUGACAGACUGUGAUGCACAAUAUAUGUACGAACAUUCCAUUCUGUAAAUUGUUGGUCAAACGACAUCUUGCAGAGGUGCAAUGAACAAAAAGCUUAUGCAUUUUUCAUGAACUUUUUGCAAAUUAUACAAAUUUAUUUCCUUGGUUUUUCUCAAGAGCACAAGUGGAUUAACAAUUUUGGAAUCAAUAUUUCUUGGUUAACAAGCAAAUGUAAGAAAUAUUUUAUGCUACCUAGGAAACAGUAACUCUCAGAUGUUGCAUAUCCAUAUUUAACUUUGUUGCAAUGCCUGUUAUUGUACUCGAGGCUAGAGACUUUGCCAGUCCUCUUUUUUUGGUGAGGUCAUGGGAGGUGCUAUCCAGUUGUACUACAUUCAGUCUGGUGACCGCACUAGAAUCCUCAGAGCUGACCAAGAAUCUGCUGCAUCGUCAACACCUCCACACCAUCAGGAUCUUUUGCAUAUUUACCUGGUGCUUCUUCUUCACACUUACCCUGCUGAUCCACAUUCUCAGUACCAUCCAGUUUCACAGCCUCCUUCCGGUAUCAUGGAAAAACCUGACUGUGACUGUGGCAGCCUUGGGGUCACUGAUGUGUCUCAACGCCGCCAUAUUUUUUCUAUGGCUCAUCAUGGAACGCCAGCAGGCCUGGCCACGUCCUGUGGCAGCUGCCAUUACAUCCGGCUUCACUUUCCUCGCCUAUACCUCGGAAUGCUUCAUCCUGUGCUCCCAAGUCCAGGAGCAAAGAGGUUUUGUGGGCAGUAUACCUGGUCUUCUCAAGAUUGUCCAACUGUGGGGUGGUUUUCAGAUGAUUCCGCUCUUCGUGGAAGCAGACCACGGCCUGCCCAGUGGACUACAUCAUUGGCACCUGUGGGUGUCUGGAACGUCAUAUGGUGUCUGUAUCCUCAUGUCUGUUAUCACACUUUUAGUAAUAUUGGGUGACUUUGCAGGGCAAUGCCGUCUGCCUUUUGACAAAGUCAUGGUUGUCUUCACUAUUAUUGGACUGCUGCUAUACAUGGUAGCUACAGUGAUUUGUUUUAACAAGCUAAUACAGCUGAGAAAUAGUGCUAACAAAAGUUCAGAGCUGGUUAUAAUGGAGACAGUGGUUACUUGUAUCACACUUUUAUCUUAUACAGUGGACCUUACAUUCUCGAUUAAAAUAUUGUGUGACAGGAGUCACACAUGAAUUCACUCUUUA